AUCAUUGAACCGGCUGAGUCGAGGCCAAAAAAGUUUGCAAGCCAGGCCAAGCUACGACCCGUAAUUUCUAUUUUGAUCCAUCUGGGUUGUUUUUUAUUAUUUUUAUUUUUUUCCAACCCAUCGUGGUUGGAUGCUUGUAUCAUACCAUACUUCGUACAACUGUACAAGUAUUACUUUUGAUGAACAUAUAAAACGACGUAGUAAUGUAGCGCUCCUCUUUCCAAACUAGCCGUUACAAAUCCGGCAAAGUGGGAAUACACAAACUCAUAACCUCCCCCCUCCCCUCCCUCUCCAAAUCCGACCGUUGUAAAAUUUUACCGUUAAACCCCAUCCAACCCAAAUACCCUCUUUUCCCUCAAAAUUCCUCAUUUCUUCUCUUACACACACAAACCACCGCAUCACCCUCUCUCUUCCCCCUCCCCAACAAAGCGACGAAAAUGGAAGAUUCAACUUCAAUUAUGAUCGACGAAACUUACGAAUUCUCUGCUCCAAGGUUUUAUGACUUCAUCAAUGGCGAAUCAGAGGAGGAUACUCGAAACGCUGAACUUUGGUUUCAGUCUGCUCUUAGUCAUGCUCCUUCACCUUUCAUGCUGAGAAUUAAGGCUUCUAGAUCAGUUCAACUUAGCAGCCUGUGCGAUUUUGGUGAUGCCCAAACGACAGCGCAGGCCUCUGAAUCACUUAAGCCUACAACUGCAUCAUCAGUUUUGUCAGAAGAGUUGUCAUCAAAGCUAGAUCAAAUUUCAUCUGGCCAACAUAUAGGGAUGCCUGGUGAAAGGGACGAAAACUCGGACCCGAGCUUGAUCAGUAGCCAACAAAUAAGUAUACCUGCUGAAGUAUCUUGUGAGAAAAAUUGCAAAGAAUAUAGGAGUACUGUGAAAGCAGUUGCUCCAGAUGUGAAAAUUGAAUCAGAAAUUAAGGUGGAAUCUGCAACCUGCCCUUCUCAAGAUGUAUGCACCCCAAAACCGCCUGCCUUUACUAGUAAAGGAGGCCGAACAACGACCGAGCAAAAGAAGAAGCAGACGGCCAUGAAGAUUGCAAGUGCACUAAAGAAUCCAUCAGAAUUGAAAUCGAAAAUUCAGUCACACACAAGAAGUGCUAAACCUGCCGGUUUUAGGAGAGAUAGAAGCAACUUAAACAGCUCUGUUGGAACUCCUAAUUUUGUCCAGGAAAACCAAGCCAUCAAGAGGCAGAAACUGGAUGAUGGAAAAACUAGGCAGAUCCUAAACAUUAAGCCUCCUAAUCUGCUCCACAAAACAAGACCAGGUGCCACCACUAGUUCUUCCAAUUUGUGCUCUAAAACAGCUAAACCCUCCAAAGAAGACAGAAAAAUGUAUGUUAGGGAUCCUCCACUGCCGCCGGUGCCAUUCGUUUCUACUGCAGAACUGAUGAAGAAGUUUCAGUCAAGCACUAGAGAUUCUUCACUGCCUCAAAAUGGGAAGCCUAAACUGCAAUUGACAAGGCCUAAAGAACCUGAUUUUGUAUCUGCACAAAGGGUUCGUUUAAUAAAGGUGAAGAGCUCUGCAGAGCUUGAGGAAGAAAUGAUGACUAAGAUGCCAAAAUUCAAAGCUCGGCCGCUGAACAAAAAGAUUCUUGAGGCCCCAACUUUACCUCCACUACCCAAGAGCCUUCCUCGAAAACCAGAAUUUCAGGAAUUCCACUUGGAGACUUUGGAAAGGGCCAACAAGAAUGCAGAAGUAUCCUCCGUGGUCUCGACUGAAUCUGGUCAUCAGAAAAAUCAGUGGAAAUCUAAUCAUCUAACUGAACCAAAAACACCAGUGCUGCAAACAUCCUUGCGAGCACGCCCAACAAAGAUAAAAAGUACACUUGAGAUUGAGCAAGAAGAGCUAGAGAAAAUCCCAAAAUUCAAGGCUCGGCCUUUGAGUAAAAAGAUAUUUGAAAGUAAGGGGGAAUUGGGGUUGUUCUGCAACAGCAAAAAGCAAGUUACAAAACCCCAAGAAUUUCAUUUUGCAAUUGAUGAGAGAAUUCCGCCACCUUCUUCUAGUGUUGUCGAUCUAUUUGACAAGCUGUCUUUAUGUUCAGAGUCGUCAAACCAUGAGAAACAUCUUCCAAGAAAUACAAAGCCUAAUCCAUUCCAUCUUUACACUGAGGAAAGGGGGGCUGAGAAAGAACGAAGGUUGAUUACCGAACUUGUGCAAAAACAGAUAGAGGAGGAAAAAGCCAGAGUUCCGAAGGCUACCCCGUAUCCUUACACCACUGAUUUCCCUGUGGUUCCUCCUAAACCCGGUCCUAAAGAAUGUACUCAACCUGAACCUUUCCAACUCGAGAGCCUAAUUAGGCACGAGAAGGAAAUGGGGAGAGAAAUGGAGGAAAGGCUUAGAAAGGAAAGAGAAGAGGCUCAAAUGAGGAUCUUCAAGGCUCAACCAGUCCUGAGCGAGGAUCCUAUUCCUCUUCCAGAGAAAGAACGUAUGCCUCUCACUGAGGUUCAGGAGUUUAACCACCAUGUACAACAUCGAGCUGUUGAUAGAGCAGAAUUUGAUAAGAAAAUCAAGGAGAAAGAAAUGAUGUAUAAAAGAUACAGAGAAGAGGCCGAAGCUGAAAAACAGAUGGAGGAGGAGAAGGCCCUGAAGCACCUAAGGAGGACCUUGGUGCCCCAUGCCAGACCUUUGCCCAAGUUUGCUAACCCAUUCGUACCACAAAAAUCUUUUAAGGAUCCAACGAAACCAAAAUCCCCGAAACUGCGUGUUCUCAGACGGAGGGAAAGAAAGGAAUCAGCAGGCACCGAUAUAAAGGCUGCUCAAUUUGCUGCUGCAGCACUAAUGAGGUGAUCAGGUGUGGAUGCUGUCCUGUUCAAGAACUCUUUGAACCCAUCAAGGGGAUUUGUGUACAACAAGACUUACAUUCAUUAUACAUAUUGUAAUCAAGUUGUAAAGGUUUUGUGGAGAAAUGAUGAAAGCAGUAAUUUUUUAAAUGUGAAAAUAGCAUCCAACUUUCUUACUUUGGGUAAUAUGUGUGACCCUUUCAUGGAUCUGACAUCCAACUUCCUUACCCCGAUGCCUGAACUAA
This is a messenger RNA of Chenopodium quinoa (quinoa), 3024 nucleotides long. RefSeq names its product protein TPX2-like. Gene Ontology annotation, cellular component: nuclear microtubule; mitotic spindle. Bases 438 to 2786 code for a protein of 782 amino acids. Gene Ontology annotation, molecular function: protein kinase activator activity; microtubule binding. The transcript has 20 exons. NCBI's taxonomy places the organism in Eukaryota, Viridiplantae, Streptophyta, Magnoliopsida, Caryophyllales, Amaranthaceae. The record is from RefSeq and is a predicted model, not a curated record. Gene Ontology annotation, biological process: mitotic spindle assembly; regulation of mitotic spindle organization; activation of protein kinase activity.